UUGUUAUUCAGAAAGGCGCCAAAUUCGUCAUCAGAUGCUGAGAGUCGUUACCGGGAAUUAUAAGUUAUCAUCCGAUAUAUAACAUCUUGCAACCAAAUUGAAGUCAACGACACCUGAUGACAUUUGAGACCCUGCAGUCAUGAUGCAUGUGGAAUUACAAGCCACAUGUAGUGCACUCGGCUACCUAGAGGGAAAUCGUUAUGUCAAAGAACCAGAAUGUCUUGAAACUGUAAAGGAUCUGAUUCGAUUCCUGAAGCGUGAAGAUGAAACUUGCGAUAUUAGACGCCAGCUUGGUCAUGCCCAAAUUGUACAGAAUGACCUACUUCCACUAGUUAAGCAGCACCACAAUGAACGGCAGCUCUUUGAGACUCUGAUCAGGGUUUUGGUGAACUUGACACAGCCUGCCAUUAUCUGUUUCAAAAAUGCUAUUCCUGUCGAUAAAACAAUGUACAACUACUACCUCGAGGUGGAGGCAGAGCUGCAAGGAUAUAAAGAGGUGUUUGUGGAUGAAGACUUUUUCAGCACCUUAACAGAACGGCUUGGGGAACUGUUGAAGCUGGACUGGGAACACCGACAGGAGGAAGACCGUCUCCUAAUAGAGAGAAUUCUCAUCCUCAUCAGAAACAUCCUCCAUGUACCACCCAAUCAAGACCAAGAACAGAGGACAGAUGACGAUGCUACAAUCCACGAUCAAGUAAUCUGGGCCAUACACUGCAGUGGACUAGAGGACCUGCUGCUGUACAUUGCCAGCUCGGAGGAGGAGCGUCAGUUCUCCAUGCAUGUCCUUGAGAUUGUGUCUCUGAUGUUUCGGGAGCAGACCCCGGAGGUGCUUGCUUGUGCUGGAGUUCAGCGAUCACAAAGUCAGAAGGAGAAAGAUGAAAGGGAAUUGGAGAUGAUGCGACAACAAGAAAAAGUUCAGAAAAUCUCUGAUCAUAGGAAGUUCAGUACAAGACACUCACGUUUCGGUGGGACAUAUGUUGUGAAGAACAUGAAAUCUAUCAGUGAAAAAGAUGUCAUUUUCCAUAAAGCACAACACGAUGUUAAUAAGCUGACUUUUGAUGUGAACAAAAAACCCAAAAAGAUUGCAAAAAACAGACAACCAAUCAAAGACAAGGAUUUGGUCCGAAGAUCGACUCUGAGUAUCCGUCUGGGUCUGAAGGAAUUCUGUGUGCAGUUUCUGGAGAACUGUUACAAUCCCCUCAUGUAUGCUGUCAAGGAUAUCCUGAACCAUGAAAGGACACAGGAACACGAUGAGACCUACUAUCUCUGGGCCAUGCGAUUCUUCAUGGAGUUAUGUCGCCAUCACAGUAAACGUGUCGAGCUGGUGUCAGAGACCAUGUCAGUCCAGACGUUCCAUUAUAUACAGGUACAGAUGAUACAGUACUACGAGAUGCAGAUGAUGGAGAAAAAGGAAGCCAUUGUUUGGGGCAAGCGCGUACAUUUGGCGCUGAAAGCCUACCAGGAACUCCUUCUGACUCUCGACUCAAUGGACCGAUCCAAAAACCCUCGACUGAUGGAGAGCUCCAGAGUACUGAAGAGCAACAUUUUCUAUAUGAUGGAGUUUAGAGAUAUAUUCCUCACCCUACUCAGGAAAUUUAAUCAGAGUCAACAAUCUAGGACUUAUCUUAAAGACCUGGUAGAAACAACACACUUGUUUCUGAGGAUGCUUGAGAAUGAAACACGAAAAAAUUCUCACCUUGUAGUCCAGUCGAAAAAGAAAAAGAGCAAGAAACCACGAAAGAAGGAUGUGGCCAAAGAAAACAAAGAGCCACAGGAACACACACCCCAACAGUUGGAGGACAUGUGGGAUAACCUGUCAUCGGAGUUAUCCACCCUGUUCCAGGGACGAGGGGAGAUACCAACAGAUGUCUCUCCAUUUGAUGCAGCCUCGGAAAUUGAGGAGGAGCAACAGAGGGUUAAUGCGAUGAUCAGCAUACAAGAUGCAUUGCGACAUUCCCAGCCAGGAAAUGGCAUUGCACUCCUGAGAGCUGCCAGGGAGAUCUGGCCGGAGAAGAAUGAGUUUGGGAGUGUGGAUAUCAGUCCCGAGGAGGAGUUUAUGGCCUUGAGGGAAAUUUUCAUGGCCCCACUACCACGAAUGCAGGAGAGCCAGCCGGAGGAGGCGACACUGGAGGGGUAUGAGGAGGGAGCAGAGGUCGAGGAAGAGGAAAUGACAGCUAUUUCUGUGUCUGAGCAGGAGUUCAGCUUCAAAGAAUUUGUGAACAAGUUCAGUACAGGUAUUGUUCUGAAGUGCUACGUUCUACUGCUGGCUGACUUUGACAAGAACACCACCUACACUAACCACUGUGUGGUGAAGUUGUUACAUCGGGUCACUGUUGACCUCGGACACAAGGGCCUCGUGUUCCAGGCGUCCUUGUUCAGACAGUUCCAGCGCAUACUACUUAGCCCACUGGCCAAGCUUGAACGCUACAAGGAGAUUGUAAAGUUUGCCACUUUUACUGUGCGUAACUUCGUGGAGACGGCAGAAACAAACCCCAAAGCUUUCAUGGAGUUACUAUUCUGGAAGUCGAGCAAGGAAGCUAGCGAACUGGUGGAGGGAUAUGGAACAUAUCAAAGUAAGGGGAAGGUAUUGUGGACAGAGGACCUGGAGAUGGAGGUACGACACCUGUUUGAGGAGUACAGGGACCAGGAGGACACUAGCAAGGACGUGGUGGACUGUAUCAUGGAGAGAAUCACAGACCCGAAAAAGACACGAGGUCAGGUCCUAAGGGAGCUGAAGAAACAGGGCCUGAUAGAUAGUGCCAAAGACAUCAAAAGGGGCAAGAAAGGAGGAGGCCGCCCAGGGCCUUGGUUGGAGGAAGAGGAGUUUGACUUGGCAAACCUCUAUGACAGGUUUCAUUCCACAAACGACCCCCUCGGCAGCAUUUUGUCUCACAUGGAGGUCAAACGUAGCAAGUCUAAGGUUAUUGAGAAACUAUUUAGUUUGGGGCUGGUGAAGGAUCGCAAGGAGCUGUACAAGCGACGACAGCGAAAGAGGCGUGGGUCCGGCUCGGGCUCGGGCAGUGACAAUGAAAUGGACAGGAUGCAGCAGAGAGAAGACUUUCAGGAGCUGCCUUCAGACUUUGAAGAGGAAGUGUUGUCUUCUGGAGAUGAGGGCGGGGAUGUGUCUGGUGACGACAAUAACAACCAAGAGAUAGGUCAAGGUCAUACAGAGAAUUCUGGAGCACAAGACGAUAUGGCAGCCAUCAUCACAAAUUUGGUGGGAAAAGGUUACAGCGACCAGAUUAAGUGGAUACAGCGAGGUUUGAGCCGUACAGCUGGGAAUAAGGAGGAGUUAGGUGAGAAACAUCAGCCUGUCAUCACAGAGGUGUUCUGGCGUAUCCCAGGUGAAUGGAGUCCUGCCCAGUUGAGACAGCUUGUGGAAGGGCUGACACUUGAUGAACAGGGGGUCCCAAGUCAGGCUCAUACCAUCAAAAUCCACAAGCCUCCCGCGCCCAAACCCAGCAAGGCCAAGGUCAAGGAAGUGAAGAAGAAGAAGGAUGACAAGAAAACAUCAGACAGGAUGGAGAGGUUGAAAGCUAUGGCUAAACAACGACAGCAAAAUAAGGGCAAGAAGCCCAGGAGAGAUCGAACAAGGAAGAGACGAUCUGCUUCCCCACCUGUAACCAGGGAUGACAGUGAGGAUAGUAUGGAAGAUGAAGACCAGGGUCGUCAAGUCGCUGCUGAGGUGACAGAAAGCCCAAGUAGGGACACCAUUACCAAGGUCACUCCACCCUCCAAGAAAAAGUCCCGCAUCAGACGUGUGAAAGAUUCCGACAGCGAAGACAGUGAUGCUGGGCGUCCAAUGUCUGAUGAUGAUACCACACCGGCACCCGCCAGUGAUACAGAGGCAAGUCAGUCACAGAAGCGUCCUCUAGAUUUGGGUGAUAGUAGUGAUGAUGAUGAACCCUUACAGCCAGCCAAACGCGCCCGUAUCCCCUCAGACACCUCCAAAAAUAACACCCCCACACAGCCAACCAAGCGAGCCCAAAUUUUAUCAGACUCCGACAGUGAUGAAGACACACCUGUACAGCCAUCCAAGCAUGUCCAAAUUCAGUCAGACUCGGACAGUGAUGAUGAUAUCCCCCUAGUAUCAAAGCUAAAACAAGCCUCUUUUCCAGCUACCCAGUUUAGCUUGGAGAUGGGAGGUAACUCUGACUCGGAACUUGAUGACCACAUACCACUUCGACAGGUGCUCAAUAAGAAAAACAGAAUUGAAAGUGACGAGGAUGAAUGAACAUUUAGAAAUCAGACUACCAGAAAAAGUUCAUUUUCAACAUGGUUGUUAAAAGUCUGUAGAAGGAGUUACUGGAGAACAGUUGUUUGCACAUUUGUGGCCAUUAACCUGGUCAGAGAUUGUGAUUUGAAACAACAUUUGUGGCCAUUAAGCUGGUCAGAGAUUGUGAUUUGAAACAACAUUUGUGACCAUUAACCUGGGCAGAGAUUGUGAUUUGAAACAACAUUUGUGGCCAUUAACCUGGGCAGAGAUUGUGAUUUGAAACAAUAUUUGCGGCCAUUAACCUGGGCAGAGAUUGUGCAUUGAAACAACAUUUGUGGCCAUUAACAUGGGCAGAGAUUGUGAUUUGAAACAACAUUUGUGGCCAUUCACCUGGGCAGAGAUUGUGAUUUGAAACAACAUUUGUGGCCAUUAACCUGGGCAGAGAUUGUGAUUUGAAACAACAUUUGUGGCCAUUAACCUGGGCAGAGAUUGUGCUUUGAAACAACAUUUGUGGCCAUUAACCUGGGCAGAGAUUGUGAUUUGAAACAAUAUUUGCGGCCAUUAACCUGGGCAGAGAUUGUGCAUUGAAACAACAUUUGUGGCCAUUAACAUGGGCAGAGAUUGUGAUUUGAAACAACAUUUGUGGCCAUUCACCUGGGCAGAGAUUGUGAUUUGAAACAACAUUUGUGGCCAUUAACCUGGGCAGAGAUUGUGAUUUGAAACAACAUUUGUGGCCAUUAACCUGGGCAGAGAUUGUGAUUUGAAACAACAUUUGUGGCCAUUAACCUGGGCAGAGAUUGUGAUUUGAAACAACAUUUGUGGCCAUUAACCUGGGCAGAGAUUGUGAUUUGAAACAACAUUUGUGGCCAUUAACCUGGGCAGAGAAUGUGAUUUGAAACAACAUUUGUGGCCAUUAACCUGGGCAGAGAUUGUGCUUUGAAACUAUUAUGACCUUGAUCUAAUUGGAGACUGUUAUUGCUUGAAUACAGUUAUGACCGUGGCCGUGGAAACCUUUCUGAUGAUGAGUUUGGAACUGUUGCUAGGGAACACUUUAACCAUCCUCCAGCUGCUAACAGAUAUUCGUGGAAGAAUUGUGUUAGUAAAGGGGAACAAGAAGAACGGUUUCAGUUGUGAGCUCACAUGUGGAAGGGGAAUCCUGAAAGUGAAUGGUAGCUUGUUGUGAUUGAAUGAAGAGUUCAGUUUUGAAAUUUACUUACAAUUAGCAGUUGUAUGAGUCAAUUUAAAAAACUUAAUGAGCACUUGUAAUAUAAUAUAAUCCAGCUACAAAGACAGACCUUUUGUGGAUUAUAAAGAAGAAAACACAACAUGUGGUGAUGGAAAUUUUUCCAGAUGACACCAUAGUCAUUUGUUGGGAUUUAGAGAUAACAGGUCUAUGUAAUAUGUUCCAUGUUGCUUUUCAUUAUGGUCGGGUUUAUUCUUAUUUCUUAUAUUGUAUUGCAUAAUCAAGACAAAAUCUAAAAUAAAAUAUAAAAAUAUUAAUAUUAUCACACG
Molecule: messenger RNA, 5728 nt
Organism: Mizuhopecten yessoensis (Yesso scallop)
Lineage: Eukaryota; Metazoa; Mollusca; Bivalvia; Pectinida; Pectinidae
Product: protein timeless homolog
Exons: 31
Coding region: 140-4234 (1364 amino acids)
Biological process (GO): replication fork arrest; DNA replication checkpoint signaling; DNA repair
Cellular component (GO): replication fork protection complex
Molecular function (GO): DNA binding
Source: RefSeq, a predicted model, not a curated record